Messenger RNA from Chara braunii, 2288 nucleotides. The record is from the annotation of a GenBank genome assembly. Lineage: Eukaryota; Viridiplantae; Streptophyta; Charophyceae; Charales; Characeae.
CACACAGAGAGAGAGAGAGAGAGAGAGAGAGAGAGAGAGAGAGAGAGAGAGAGAGAGAGAGAGAGAGGGAACGUGGAGAUGUCGUUCAUUUUGGGAAGCCAGCUGUCCUCUCCGAAGAAGGUGCAAAUUGCGCUGACUCAGAUUUAUGGAAUAGGUCGGAGCAAAGCUUCGAUGAUAUGCAGCCAGCUUGGCAUCAGUAACGACAUCAAGCUUCAGCAAUUAACUAAGUCCCAGAUCGAACAGAUAAUCACCAUCAUCAAUCAUCAUCAUCUGGUGGACUCGGAGCUGAAGAGGUUGGUGAAGGAGGACAUCAAGCGGUUAAUUAGUAUCGGCUGUUUUAGAGGAUUCGAGCAUGUCAAAAAGUAGUAGAUGGGAUUUAAAAAAAAGAAAAAAGAAAAAAAAAGUUGAAAAAAAGUAGAGGGGAUUAAAAAAAAAAAAAAAAAAGUAGAUGGGAUGGAUAGGUAGGUGUAUAACCCUAAAAAAAAGAGUGCCCCCCCUACUCACACACAUGGGUAUUGCCGGACGUAUUUGAUCGUAAUUACGGCCCAACUUUUCACUGGCAAACACAGACCACAACCAUCAAUCACAAGAAAGCGAAUCUUUCUUUCUUUUUCUUUCUUUCCUUUUCUUUUUUUUGUGGAAGAAAGCGAAUCUACUUCAGGCAAGAAUGAAACGGACCCAAAAAAAAAAAAAAAAAAAAAAAAAAAGAAAAAAAAAAAAAGAAUGAAACGGACAUAAGAAGGGUAAAAAAAAAUAUAUGAAAAGGAUUCAUGUCAUGAAUUUGACCUCCAAAAAAAAUGGGUGAGGGAGGGGAAAGAGAAAUGGGUGAACGAUACGAAUCGACGGCCGGGAUCAUCCUGCGGCAACUCCCCUCCGUUCAAUCGACGGCCGGGUUAGGGGGAGGGGGAGGCGGGAGGGGAGCGGAGGGGAGGGAGCGGGGGGGGGAGGGUACAGGGGAAUAGAGAGUGCGAUGAUGAUUAGUGAGACAAAAAAAGAGUGUGAACAGAGCGCGACACGUGGCUGGACUUCGGAGUGUUUACACUCGCGUGAGGAUUGGUUGCUGUUGGAAUUUGCAGUCCAGGCUUUACUUUACUAGAUUGCACCGAACGAAAUUCACCCUGAUCGUGAAUGUAUGUCAGCUGUCUUUCCGCUCCGAUACAGUCGGGAUAGGAGUGCGUUGUGUUCGGGGUAAGAUGGUAAUGUUCCGCUCCUAUUCGUUUCUGCGUUAAUCGCGGGCGAUGGCAGCUGAGUGGCAAAGUCGUCGUUUCUGCGUUAAUGGCGGGCGACAUGGAAUUGAUAGAGCUCCACCUCGACGAUGGAACCACAUGGGGAGCAUGGGGACUACGUGGUCCACACUGUCCACGUGGACCACGUGGACCAUUUGGACAGUGGAACGAUGUGUGGACCACGUGGACCAAACGUGGACAGUGUGGACCACGUGGACCAAACGUGGACAGUGUGGACCACGUGGACGGUGGAAUACUCUGGGCGGAGUUGACGUUUGCAACAAAUUGUAGACAUGGUGAAUUGGCCGCGAUGGGCGAGCGGGAUCGGGAUGUGAAGAGAAGAGAUCCCGUUCAGAUCGGGAAAAACGAUAUAGCGGCUGGUGCGGCAGUUGGGUCCAUUCAAGCUGACAACGUUAUCCGGUUAUGGUGGCUUGCUGUUGGGGAAUCCCUAGCGGAGGAGGAGGAGGAGGAGGAGGAGGAGGAGGAGGAUUACUGGCGAAAAAUUCGGUGGAGUGGCUAUGGCGGGAAUAUGCCAUGGACCGAACAUGAUGGAGCGGGAACGGGAAGACGAAAUGGAGUGGAUAUGGCGGAAAGCAAUGGAGCAGCCGGCUAUGGCGGAAAGAUGGAGGAACAGUAACCGGCUAUGGCGGAAAAAAGGAGGAAGAGGAACCGGCUCUGGCGAAAAGGAGGAAGAGGAACCGGCUAUGGCGGAAGCAUGGAAGUAUAGCAACCGGGUAUGCUGGAAGAAAGGAGGAAGAGGAACCGGCUAUGACGGAAGAAAGGAGGAAGAGGAACCGGCUAUGGCGGAAGAAAGGAUGAAGAGGAAGCGGUAACGUUCCUAUGCAAUUCCCUUCGACGUAUCGGGUCGUGAAUCGGGACUAGAUCCGUUGCUUCUCUUCGGUCUAUCGGGUCGCGAAUCCGUGGCUGAGGUAUGUGCUUACGUUCCUAUGCAAUUCCCAACCUCUUAAAAAAAAAUAAAAAUCCUUAUUAAUAUAAUUAAUAAUCAUCAAUUUAAUUUUAAUUGACGCUAAAUUGAAGGGAUAAUGAAUAUUGUAAACAAGG